AUGGAACGUCCAAUCCCACUGUUGCGCAUGCUCAGAGUUACAGCAAUUUGUGGGAGGGUACGCGAUAUGAUCAAACGCAUACCACACUCGACUCUCGCUCGUCCACUCACAUCAACUGAAAUCAAUCUCGCACUCCAGUUCUGCAUCAAGGAAACUCAACGUACUCAUUUCAACUCUGAACUCCAACUACUCGCAAAACAGGCAUCAUGGCCAAAGGAUCACCCAUUUGCUCGGUUGGUGGCUUAUCAAGACACCGAUGGCAUCAUCCGAGUAGGGGGGAGAUUGGAAAAUGCUCCAGACUCAGAUCAACAGAAGCAUCCUGCAAUUUUACCUCGUGAUGCUGCUCUAACUCGACUCGUCAUCUCUGAUGCCCAUCAGCGUACCAUGCAUGGUGGUACUCAACUCACACUCGCUCAUACUCGACUCCGAUACUGGAUCAUUGGUGGACGUCAACCAGUACGCUCACACAUACUCAAAUGUCUCGUCUGUGCUCGUCAUCGAGGUGUUCGGGCUCAGCAAUUAAUGGGACAACUCCCAACUCAACGUGUCACUCCAGCGCCACCAUUUUCUCACACUGGAGUCGAUUACGCUGGUCCAGUAUCAAUCAAAUCAUGGAAAGGUCGAGGAUCCAGGAUAUACAAGGGCUGGAUCUGUGUGUUUGUCUGUCUGACUACAUCAGCAGUGCACGUCGACCUUGUCAGCGACUACUCAUCAUCAGGAAUCAUAGCAGCUCUCCGACGGUUUAUUCACCGUCGAGGGGUAUGUACAACACUCUACAGCGACUGUGGAACAACAUUCCAAGGCGCAUGCUCUGAACUCAAGCGGCUCUUCACUCAAGGCACUCAAGAAUCUCAUGCUCUACUCGAUUGGGCCACUGUGCAUCAAAUCACAUGGCAUUUCAACCCCCCUGCUGCUCUCCAUAUAAGUGGUAAAUGGGAAGCCGCAGUGAAAUCGGUGAAAUAUCACCUGACUCGCACACUCGGAGAAUCAGCCUUCACGUUUGAAGAACUUACGACUCUUUUAACGCAAGUGGAGGAGAUUUUGAACUCGAGACCACUGGAGGCUCUAUCAAACGAUCCUCACGAUCUUUCAUCGCUCACUCCAGGUCACUUUCUCAUUGGGAGACCAAUCGUUGCCAUCCCUGAACCAUCACUCAUGGAUACAAAAGUAUCAAGACUCUCUCGCUGGCAGUUCAGUCAGCAACGUGUCCAGCAUUUUUGGAAACACUGGUCCACCAGUUACAUUCAACGCCAUUUAGCUCGCACCAAGUGGCAUCAUGCUCGCAACGACAUCAAACUCGGCUCGCUCGUCCUUCUCACUGAUGAACGAACUCCACCAACUCGCUGUCCACUUGCUAAAGUGACUGCGCUACAUCCAGAAAGGACAAUCUCACUCGAGUGGUUACCAUUCAAACAGCCACUGGUACUCUCACUCGACCGAUUGCCAAGCUCGCACUCUUGCCACUUGCUCCAGAACCAGAUGCCUAAAUCAUCGGCAAUCAAUUCAGCAAUCAUCAGGUACUCAAGAUCAUAA
Microplitis mediator is the source of this 1533-nucleotide messenger RNA. RefSeq lists its product as uncharacterized. Lineage: Eukaryota; Metazoa; Arthropoda; Insecta; Hymenoptera; Braconidae. The transcript has a single exon. Gene Ontology annotation, molecular function: nucleic acid binding. Gene Ontology annotation, biological process: DNA integration. The record is from RefSeq and is a predicted model, not a curated record. Bases 1 to 1533 code for a protein of 510 amino acids.